GCUAUAGUGUUUGUAUUUUAAAUCUGCAUUGAAUACAUGCGCAAUCCAUUGUUACAUGAAAAUUGUGUGCGCUGUCAAUCGUUCUUGUUUGAUGUUUGUGUUCAUCAGCCAGUCAGAUAAGUUUCGUAUUAAUGUGUAAACACCGCAUACUUCCAGUAAAUUUUGUUUAUUUCAAAAUCGAGGAAGAACACCGAAAGUUGCUGCCGAAGGAAUUGAACUACGCAUUUAUAUUGUAAGGGAGAAUUCACUAAUUUUCGUUCCUCUUUUCUGCACUAUAAAUUCAAUGAAGCAGACACAAUAGUGCGUAAAAUUGCAUUAAAUCUGAACAUUCAAAUUCGAAAUUAUUUGUUCUUAUUUUCAUCGGUUUUGAACAAAAAUAAACUCUCCAAUGGGUCAAUGAGUAAUAAAGUUAUCAGUGAUUCACUUCAACACAGUUGAUAUUAUUGGGUAUAUUUAGAAUAAUCAAAUUCAUUCCUGCAAGCAGCCAGUGGAAACACUGUGAAAAAGCAACAUUUUCAUUAGCUGAGACAUCCGAUCGUGAACGUUUAACAAACUCUUCAAAUAUCAGUUUGUCAAGUCUUCAAACCUGAAAUACUGCUUCAUGCCACUGUCCGAUUUGUUGCUCAUAAUCUUGAUAUAUUCUCUCUUUGGAUGGAAUAUUGAACUUUCUGCACAAGAAAUUAGCCCCAAAGAAAGGAAAAUGGAAAAUAAGCCAAAGUACGAUAUUCUUUUGAGCCAAGAAUCUUUAAACCGAUUGGUUUCGUACAAAAAUGAUUUGCAUACGCACAAAGUGCAGCCCGGUUCGUAUCUGCGAGGAAUUUUGGAAGCAAAUAAAUCGCAUCUCAAUCAAACGUCAACUGAACGUUUCAUCGAGCUAUUAUUGUUGACCAAGAAGCCCAUCAUUUUUGCUGAGAGUGAGAUUAGAGGAGGUGGACUCGAUUGGAACGAAAUUGAAUUGCAAAUAUUGGGCGAUUUGUGCAUUGCAAUGAAUGUUGAGAUUUACGACAAUGGUGUGUGGGACUCAUAUAACGAGAGAUUCCAUACGCAUAAUCCACCAUUGAAUGGAACUUUGCUGUUUACACCCGGACCGUUGCUUCGAGGUUCCAUCAUAGGAAUGCCUCCCGAUUUGAACGAAGUCAUUUCGGGCAGUGACAUCGAUCAAGAUAAGUAUAACCGGUUGGUUGAGAGAAGAUUAAUGCCGCUGCUGAGUUAUGCCAACGAAAAUGCGAAGAAAGACAAUCAACGUGCGUUGGUCACUAUUCCUGGUAUAGGAUGCGGAGCGUUUGCGGGAAGAUAUCGAGGAAAAAUGGGUGAACGUUUGAAUCAAGCUUUGCAGAAUAUUUUAAGAAAACAUGCAAGAAACUACCAUAAUAUCGCUUGCAUCUAUUUUGAUCCACACCGCGAAUGCACAAAUGGAACCCAACAAUUUGAUCGUGUGAGCUAUCGCGUACGGCCUGCAUUCCAGAAUAAUGGCCGAUCUCAAUUGUGCCAACCGAACGAAUACGAAGAAGAAAAGGACAAUUUUUCAGAUUGCAAGUUAUUUAAAAUUGUUGCAUGGGAUCAUGUAUCGUUUCCUGGAAAUGAUUAUUUUGCUGAGUCGAGAAAUACCGACGAUGGCGUUUCAGCGGCCGCUACAAAUUCCAUGGAAGUCAUAACUGAGAUCAAAGGCACAUACGAUAAGUGGCACUAUAUUCCUCCGGAUGGUUAUAGCAAUUGGGAACAAGUGGCUCAUCGAAAUAAUGUCACUUUGCGAGCAAAAGAUAAUGUGAAGGUGGCUACGCCAGAUGGAUCGUUGAUUGAUUUAAAGGAAUAAUAUUCCAUUGAUGUUGAUAAUAUAUUUGGCUCGGAGAAAAAAAAAAUCACAUUUUGUACUUGAGAUCGCAAUUUUAUAAUAAAAAUAGUAUCAUCAUAUUCAGUAUGAGA
This is a messenger RNA of Sitodiplosis mosellana (orange wheat blossom midge), 1923 nucleotides long. RefSeq lists its product as uncharacterized. The coding region runs from base 602 to 1813 and encodes 403 amino acids. The transcript has 2 exons. Lineage: Eukaryota; Metazoa; Arthropoda; Insecta; Diptera; Cecidomyiidae. The record is from RefSeq and is a predicted model, not a curated record.